This is a messenger RNA of Caenorhabditis elegans, 1551 nucleotides long. RefSeq names its product Guanine nucleotide-binding protein alpha-7 subunit (gene gpa-7). The record is from RefSeq and is marked reviewed. Gene Ontology annotation, biological process: G protein-coupled receptor signaling pathway; signal transduction; adenylate cyclase-modulating G protein-coupled receptor signaling pathway. The transcript is spliced from 7 exons. Lineage: Eukaryota; Metazoa; Nematoda; Chromadorea; Rhabditida; Rhabditidae. Bases 12 to 1070 code for a protein of 352 amino acids. Gene Ontology annotation, molecular function: GTPase activity; guanyl nucleotide binding; GTP binding.
UUUCAGCACAAAUGGGUCACUGCACGAGUAAAGAUCAGAAAGAAGGCAAACGUCUGAAUCGUCGGAUCGAUGAGCAAAUCAAGAAGGAUCAAUCGAUGAGUCUUCGGAUCAUCAAGUUAUUACUAUUAGGAGCCGGAGAAAGUGGAAAGAGUACAAUAUUAAAACAAAUGAGGAUAUUACACAAGGAUGGAUUCUCACAACAAGAUCUUGAAAUGAUUCGGCCUGUUGUAUAUUCGAAUUGUAUUCACAGUAUGCUUUCAAUUCUCCGAGCCAUGUUCCAUUUGCAAAUCGAAUACGGCGAACCUGAUCGAGUGCGUGACUCCCAGUUAGUGUUUGCAACUGUGCAUGCAAAUAAAGAAGAAUUAACAGAAGAACUAGCAGCAGCAAUGCAGAGGUUAUGGCAUGAUCCAGGUGUCCGAGAAUGCUAUCGACGCAGCAAUGAAUACCAAAUUGAUGACUCUGCAAAAUACUUCCUUGACAACUUGCCACGUCUCUCAUCUCCAAACUACGUGCCAAGUGAGCAGGAUCUUUUGAGGACACGAAUAAAAACAACAGGAAUAACAGAAGUUUUGUUUGAACUGAAAGGGCUCACAUUUCGAGUGAUAGAUGUUGGAGGGCAACGAUCAGAAAGAAAGAAAUGGAUUCAUUGUUUCGAUAAUGUUAAUGCAAUCAUUUUUAUAUCAUCUUUAUCAGAGUAUGAUCAAACUUUGAGAGAAGAUAAUUGCACGAACCGAAUGCAAGAAUCAUUGAAACUGUUUGACUCAAUCUGUAAUAGUCCAUGGUUUGCGGAUAUUCACUUUAUUUUAUUUUUAAAUAAGAAGGACUUGUUCGCUGAAAAAAUUGUCCGAUCACCAUUGACCGUUUGCUUCCCAGAAUACAAGGGACAACAGAAUCAAACAGAAUGUAUUAAUUACAUUCAAUGGAAGUUUGAACAACUUAAUAGGUCCUCCCAACGUGAAAUCUAUUGUCAUCACACAUGUGCCACAGACACAAAUAACGUUCAAUUCGUGUUGGACGCCUGUCUCGAUAUGAUUAUUGCCAAAAAUCUCAAGUCGAUGGGACUGUGUUAAAUAUUUGUGUUUAUUAUUUUUUUUAAUCUCUUUCCUAUCGCUAGUUUCUGUAAUUAAUAUAAUCCGGGACUGUUGCUAAACAUUUUUUUUAGUUUAAUUGCAUGUUUCCAAACCUCUUUAAAUAGUUUUUUUUCCAUCACCGCAAUCCAUCGUAUUCGGGUACAUCAUUCCACAGAAAUCCUUUUUGUUUUUUUUUUCAGAAAAUAACUUUUUAAUUUUUCAAGCAAGGAUAUCCAUUCUCAAACAGUCUUUCUUUUUCCUUUCUCAUUUCUUAAAUGUUCGUCAGAAUCUGCCACUUUCGAAAACUUCAAGUUGAUAUGGAUUUUUACGAACAUAUAAUAAAUGUUUUAUCGCCCUGUCAAAAGUUGUCUAAACUGUUCUGAUCUCUUUUUUCUCCAUUCUCUUCAUCCCUGACCCAUAAAUGUUGUAACUCUUUGAAAAUUUUAAUUUUAUUAUGGAAUGAAACUGAAUUAUCACAAUU